Molecule: messenger RNA, 738 nt
Organism: Aspergillus tanneri
Lineage: Eukaryota; Fungi; Ascomycota; Eurotiomycetes; Eurotiales; Aspergillaceae
Product: glutaredoxin
Exons: 3
Coding region: 1-738 (245 amino acids)
Biological process (GO): cellular response to oxidative stress
Cellular component (GO): cytoplasm; fungal-type vacuole; Golgi lumen
Molecular function (GO): glutathione disulfide oxidoreductase activity
Source: RefSeq, a predicted model, not a curated record
AUGUUUUCCCAGCGCCGGAUCAGGCUUCUGGCCAUUGCCGUGCUGACAUUCGUCAUCAUGGCUUUAUAUUACUCGGGUGACGCACGAGGGGUCCAGAACCAGAAAUUCUACCAAUCUACUGUGGCCGCGAUAGAGGCUCAUAGAGGUGCGAAGAAUUUUGGAACAACCGCAGAAGGUUCGUUGCGGAAAGAGCCUCUCGGCCCGAAACCGGGCAAUGGAGAUUCAAUGAAGCCCGUCACCGAUGAGAUGAAACCCGCCAUUCCCAAGGAUAGCAACGAAGUGACUGAAGAGAUACCCAUAGCGGGUAGGACGAAGAUGACCGUCACCAGGAACCGGAAUGACGCAGAAAAACAGGAACAAGUACCAGUGGUUGACGAACAUGCGGAGGCGAAGGCUGAGCUUAAUAGUAUAUUGAAACGGUCACCCAUUAUUAUUUUCUCCAAGUCCUACUGUCCUCACAGUGCAAGAGCCAAAUCUAUUCUUUUAGGCAAAUAUUCGAUUGUCCCGGCACCUUACGUGGUGGAGCUGGAUCAACACCCGCUGGGGAAAGAUGUACAGACAGUGCUGGCCGAGAAUACAGGCCGUCGCACCGUCCCCAAUGUAUUGGUGAGUGGGAAAAGUAUCGGCGGGGGCGACGAAGUAGCAGCGCUUGAUGAGAAGGACGAAUUGGCAUCGAUCUUGAAAGGGAUGGGCGGCAAGUGGCUCCAAGAGGUGAGCCACAAGGAGACCAGCCAUUAA